AACUUAUAUUUGCCAAACAGAGCCUUACCCAAUUAAAAUCGCAAUUCCAGUUCCAUUACCAUACAGACGUUAAGAAACUGAAGCUCUCGGAGUGAAAUAUUGGCGUUUAGAGUUCACCGCUACAUACAAAACAUCUAGGGUUAUUUCGCCGCAGAAAAAUGUUGUUCUUCUCAUACUUCAAAGAUUUGGUGGGAAGAGAAGUUACGGUAGAACUCAAGAACGAUUUAGCCAUCAGAGGCACAUUACAUUCUGUUGACCAAUACCUCAACAUCAAGCUCGAAAAUACUCGUGUUGUUGAUCAAGACAAGUACCCUCACAUGCUUUCUGUAAGGAACUGCUUCAUCAGAGGAUCGGUGGUGAGAUACGUGCAAUUGCCGCCAGAAGGGGUGGACAUCGAACUAUUGCACGAUGCCACAAGGAGAGAAGCCCGGGGUGGUUGAUUUUGCUAUUGUUGUAAUGUAUCUUCUGUAUGAGAAUUCAUUAGGCUGGAAUAUCAUAUACGAUAUCGUUCCUGCUUAAGAAAGAAACUAUUAUGAACUGUCAUGAAUUUUAUUGCGUCUAUGUAUAAGAGAUUAUAUUUGAUGUGCGUACACAGAAAUACUGGAUGAUAAAAAAUUCCAUUGUGCAAGAAGAAUAUAUUCCAACA
Molecule: messenger RNA, 646 nt
Organism: Medicago truncatula (barrel medic)
Lineage: Eukaryota; Viridiplantae; Streptophyta; Magnoliopsida; Fabales; Fabaceae
Product: sm-like protein LSM2
Exons: 3
Coding region: 159-440 (93 amino acids)
Biological process (GO): mRNA splicing, via spliceosome
Cellular component (GO): precatalytic spliceosome; catalytic step 2 spliceosome; U4/U6 x U5 tri-snRNP complex
Molecular function (GO): RNA binding
Source: RefSeq, a predicted model, not a curated record